Paramecium tetraurelia is the source of this 1641-nucleotide messenger RNA. RefSeq lists its product as uncharacterized. Gene Ontology annotation, biological process: protein autophosphorylation; peptidyl-serine phosphorylation; autophagosome organization. The record is from RefSeq and is a predicted model, not a curated record. Gene Ontology annotation, cellular component: cytoplasm; autophagosome. The transcript is spliced from 3 exons. NCBI's taxonomy places the organism in Eukaryota, Ciliophora, Oligohymenophorea, Peniculida, Parameciidae. Gene Ontology annotation, molecular function: protein serine/threonine kinase activity; ATP binding.
AUGAGCAAAGUGAUUGAAAAUUAUGUUCUACAAGAUGUGAUAGGAAGCGGGCAAUAUGGUAAAGUGUAUAGGGCUAAAAAUAUGAAAAAUGAUCAGAUUGUUGCAAUCAAAGUGGUCAAAUUGGAAAAAUUUAGAGAGGUCCCCAAAUUACAUGAAUUCACUAUUAAUGAGAUACAAACUCUAUCAAAAAUAGAUAAUCAAAAUAUAGUUAAAUUUAUUGAAAUGCUUAAAACUCAAAAUAAUAUGUACUUGAUUUAUGACUUUUGCAAUGGUGAUACAUUAGAAGCAUUAUUGUAAAAGAGAAAAUUCUUAACAGAACCAGAAACUAUGAAGAUAUUUGCUUAAAUUCUUAAUGCCUUCAGAUCUUUGGUGCGUGAAAAUAUACUCCAUCGAGAUUUAAAACCAUCCAAUAUCCUGUUUCACGAUUAAAUUGUGAAAGUAGCCGAUUUUGGUUUUUGCAAAAGCUUACUUCAUAACAAUGACCUGACCCAAACCAUGGUUGGUUCACCAAUCUAUAUGGCUCCAGAAGUAUUAAAAGGGUGUUCUUAUAAUUGCAAAGCAGAUGUUUGGUCUUUGGGAGUUGUCCUCUAUGAGUGUUUAUUUGGAUUUUGUCCUUUUGAAGAUAAAUCUAUAGCUAGAUUGAUUAUGCAAAUUGACAACAAAGAGAUCACAUUCCCUAAGCAUGUGAAUCAACUCUCAAGAAAAUGUGAAGAACUUAUUCGUUCAAUGUUGCAAGUUGAUCCUCGUAAAAGAGUAGACUGGCAACAAUUAAUGCAAAUCACCUUUUAUGAAGAACCAAGUGUAGCGAAAUAAAUCACUUGCAGCGCCAAUACUAAUCCAAUUUAGAAUUUACCUUAAAUGCUCAAAAAAUAAGCAUCAACUAACCAAGUACUAUAGGAUAGAACCAACAUGACAAACAAUCAACCUUAAUAACAACAACAGUAAGACUUUUAGAACUUGAGAGUGCUUUUGAGAGAGAGGAGCAAAAUUAUAUUCUUAGCCUAAAUGGUAUCAUUCUUAUUAGAAUAAAAUACUGUUUCUGCUGUUUAACUUCAUGGUAGCUUGUCGUUCUCACAAAAGACAGCUAUCAUUGCUUAUUUUCUGAUGAAAUUAGCAUAGAAUUAGACUGAAGUAAUUAAAAAACAACUAGACUAAGAUCACAGAAGGGAAAGUAGAUGGGAGGAAUUCUAAGGUAGCAACGAGUAUAAAUAAUUCAAUUCUACUUUUCAAAGAGAAAGCGAAUAAUUAUUGAUGAAUAUUGAAUCAUUUAAAAAUGAAGCAUAAAAAGUGAUUAGACAUAUGCAACAGAAUGAUUUAACAACGUAAAUUAGAAAUGAAUUGAUGUCUCCAUAGUUUAAUAAUUUGAAACUUUACACCUCUUUAUUAAUUAGUUACAUUGAGGAAAGUAGAGAAAGAUAAGUAAAUUUAACUGAGGAUUUACAAUAAAAGCUUUUGGUUGGACUUAUUGACUUAUUAGAAACUAGUUAACUCAACGAAUUUUUCGAUAAAAAUUUAAGUGAUGUCAAUAUUAGAUUUAAUGAUCAGAGAUAUUUUGAAUAAAUGAGAAAAAUGCCGAAGGAAACACUAACAGAUAUCCUCAAUCAAAGAUUAGUUAAUGCAAAGAUCAAAUGUGCUAAAUGA